Molecule: messenger RNA, 1333 nt
Organism: Microcebus murinus (gray mouse lemur)
Lineage: Eukaryota; Metazoa; Chordata; Mammalia; Primates; Cheirogaleidae
Source: RefSeq, a predicted model, not a curated record
CCCGCCCCGCCCACCUGCUCCGCGGCCCCGGGCACUCUGUGGUGUGGGGAUUGUUGCGUGUGACAGCUGGACUCGGGAGCGGUGUGCUGCCCGACCGGCGCUCAGUUUCCCGCCGGACGCCAGAAGAAUGAAGGCGUCAUCCGCGCCGCGCUGGGCGCCUCCCCGCCGCUGCGAGAGUCCCUCUCCUUACCUGGGCUUCCUGGGGACCCUUCUGGGGGCCGUGGCGUUGCUGCUUUCCACCUGCUCGGAUGCCUGUGAGGACCCACCAGAAUUUGAAGCAAUGGAGCUCAUUAGUGAACUUAAACCCUAUUAUGAAGUUGGGGAAGAAGUACACUACAAGUGUAAAAAAGGAUAUUUUUAUAUUCCUCCUCUUUCCCUCCUUACUUUUUGUGAGAAGAAUCAUUCAUGGUUUCCUGCCACAGAUGAAGCCUGUUUUAGAGAUUCAUGUUCAUUCCCAAAGGAUCCUGAAAAUGGCCGAGUAGUGUUUGUAAAUGGAACUUACUCAUGGGGUUUUGAGGUGCACUAUGAAUGUCAUUGGGGUUAUUACUUAAUUGGUGAAGCAAUUUUACGUUGUCAACUUAAAGAAGAGGGUCCAGUUUGGAGUGAUAAGCCUGCAGUAUGUGAAAAGAUUUUGUGUCUACCACCUCCAAAAAUAGAAAAUGGAAAGCACACCUUUAGUGAGGUAGAAGUAUUUCAUUAUCUUGAAGCAGUAACUUAUAGUUGUGAUCCUGCACCUGGACCAGAGGAAUAUUCACUUGUUGGAGAGCAUACGAUUCACUGUGCUAAUCACCAUAAAUGGAGUCAUAAUGCUCCUGAGUGUAAAGUGGUCAGAUGUCCAUUUCCAGUAGUCGCAAAUGGAAAACAGAUAUCGGGAUUUGGAAAAGUAUUUUCCUACAAAGCAAAAGUUACAUUUGAAUGCAAUAUGGGGUUUUACCUUAAUGGCAGUGAUACUGUUUCCUGUGGUGGUAAUAGUACUUGGGAACCCUCACUUCCAUUGUGUCCUAAAGUGUCAACCCCUUCCACUGCAAAACCUCUAAAUUCCAGUGUCUCAGGUCCGAAGCCUACUCAUCCCACCAAGCCUCCAGUUUCAAAUUAUCCAGGAUAUCCCCAUCCCAAAGAAGGAAUAUUUGACCCUGAUUACGAUACAUGGAUCAUUGCUUUGCUUAUUAUUAUUGCAAUUCUUACAGUUGCAGUAGUGAUCGUCGGCCUGUACAAAUAUCUUCAAAGGAGGAAGAAAGGCACAUACCUAAUUGAUGAGAGCCACAGAGAAGUAAUAUUUACUUCUCUUUGAGAAGAAGAGAUGAGAGAAAGGUUUGCUUUUAUCACUAAAAGG